Molecule: messenger RNA, 2117 nt
Organism: Penicillium brasilianum
Lineage: Eukaryota; Fungi; Ascomycota; Eurotiomycetes; Eurotiales; Aspergillaceae
Source: the annotation of a GenBank genome assembly
GAAACUCGAGUUCAUGCGCGCCUCUACCCUCUGGCAGCGCAAUUUUGCUGGUUUUUCCUGGUCUUUCCAGGCACAUAUAUCUCGCCAGUCCUCUCCUAUCUCCCGAGCACAAACCUUCGCUAGGCAACACCCCCGAUCCCUUCACAUCGAUUCCAAAGCCGAGACCGAGCUCAAGGAACUCUUCCGACGAGUACCAUGGCCGACAACACGACGGGAGGAGCUGGCGCUGGUUCAAAGCGUAAGAACCGUAAUAUGGGAAGGUCCGAAUGGAGUCGACAAGCCCUAGACAAGAGGAAGCGCGCUGAAGAACGGGAAGCGGCGAAGCGUCGCAAGAUCGAGAAUGGUGAACAGGUCACGAAUCCGAUUUAUGCUACCGAGUUCUCCAAGGAGGAAAUUGACAAUGAGGAGCGCCGGCCGAAGAAGAAAGUUGCGGUCAUGAUCGGAUAUUCGGGAACUGGUUACUACGGCAUGCAAUUAACUGAAGACAAGCCCACUAUCGAAGGAGAGCUGUUCUCAGCCUUGGUCGCAGCCGGUGCGAUUUCCAAGGCCAAUGCAACAGAUCCCAAGAAGUCCUCCUUUAUUCGCUGUGCCCGUACCGACAAGGGUGUUCAUGCUGCAGGCAACGUCGUCUCGCUUAAGAUGAUCAUUGAGGAUCCGGACAUUGUGGAGAAGAUCAAUUCCCAUCUCAGCCCUCAAAUCCGGGUUUGGGGGUUGGAGCAAACGGCAAAGAGUUUCAGCUGUUAUCAGAUGUGUGACUCUCGAGUCUACGAGUAUCUGCUCCCAAGUCACUGUCUCCUUCCUCCUCAUCCCAGUACAUUUUUGGGAAGAAAGAUUGUGGAGCAGGCUGAGAAGGCGGGCGACCUGGACCAGGUCAUGGCCCGGCAAGAAGAGGUCGCCGGUUACUGGGAGAAGGUGGACGAGGAAUACAUCAAGCCCAUCCUGGACAGCGUCCCAGAGGAUAUCCGCAACAUCGUUCAACAAUCUCUCUUCUCUAGCGAUGCGACUCCCGAGGAUCUUGAAAAGGAGGAUCUACCCGCUGUGGAGGAGCCAGAAAAGCUUACCGAGGAAACGACGCAGCCGCAAGAAUCUGGCCCUGGCGAACCGAAGGAAGACCAAACAUUCGUCAUGGACCCCCGACAAAGGCUUAUUCUUGACACCACCAAGGCCGUCAAGGCAGCUUAUAUCAAGGCCCGUCGAGCCUACCGGGCACCUCCGUCUCGUAUUGCUCGCCUGCAGGAGAGCCUUGACCGAUAUGUGGGCACACCGAACUUCUACAACUAUACUAUUCAGAAGACCUUCAAGGACCCCUCGGCUAAGCGCCACAUCAAAUCAUUCAACGUUAACACGACUCCCGUGGUCAUCAACGGUACCGAGUGGCUUAGUUUGAAGGUUCACGGUCAAAGUUUCAUGAUGCACCAAAUCCGCAAAAUGGUGGCUAUGGCUUCCCUUGUUGUUCGUUGCGGCUGCCACCCGGACCGAAUCAAGGACUCCUACGGACCCGACCGUAUUGCCAUUCCUAAAGCUCCUGGACUCGGACUUCUGCUCGAGCGACCCAUCUUCGACAGCUACAACGCUAAGGCCAGCACUCUUGGCCGUGGCCCUGUUAAUUUCGAAAGGUUCACAAAGGAGAUGGAUGAGUUCAAACAGCGUGAAAUCUACGACCGGAUCUUCCGCGAAGAAGAACAGACUUCGGCAUUUGGCAAUUUCUUCAACCACAUCGAUCACUAUCAGAACAACUUCUUCUUGUACUGCACUUCUGGUGGUAUCGCGGCUGCGAAGCUUGUGACUGCUCCUACUGAAAAAAGUGCCUCCAAGGGAGAAGGUAACAAGGCCGAUAAGGACCAGAGCGCUGCAUUGGCCGAAGUUGAAGGUUCAGAGGACGAGGGUGAGCUGCCCACUGGUGGUGAAGAAGGCAACUGAAAGGAAUUUUGUCCGAGACGGCCUCGAGAUUUCUUUAGCCUUCAUAGCAUAUAAAAGUUUGAAUGACAUGUCCAAUCGAUGUUAGAGUAUCUUGAUUUUUUGGGUUGUGGGGAAAGAUGAGACAUUUCAAAUGGUGUAGCCCAAUCCACCACCGAAGGCCAAGAGCACAGAGCGUGACGAAGAUAAACAAACCAACA